AUGGGCAACAUAAACUUGAUUGUCACUGCCUGUGAACCACGUCAUAAUGUCUCUAUGGUUAUCACUGUAACUUGCAGUACCGGUAAUACAACUCUUGCGUUUCUCUUGGGUGUGGUGUACUAUACUCUUGCUAACCUUAUGGCUCGUCAAUUAACUUUCGUUACCGGCAACCCAAAUAAACUGUCAGAAUUCCUUAAAAUUAUUGGCGAGGAAUAUACUGAUAAAAUAAAAACUGCUGCUCUGGAUUUACCCGAAGUUCAAGGGAGCAUCGAAGAAGUGAGCAAACAAAAGUGCUUACAUGCAUGUAGUCUUAUCGGUGGACCUGUGUUAACAGAAGAUACAGCUCUAUGUUUUAAGGCAUUCAAUGGGAUGCCCGGCCCGUUUGUCAAAUGGUUUAUAAAGGCUAUAGGUCCUGAUGGACUUUAUCGUAUGUUGACUGACUUUAAUGAUUAUCGUGCUGAGGCUAUAUGCACUUUCGCUUAUUGUGAUAGCCCUGAAAAGCCAGUGCAACUAUUCACUGGUAUUACAUCAGGUUGUAUUGUUUCACCCCGUGGACCAUCUGAUUUUGGAUGGGAUUGUAUAUUUCAACCAGAUGGUUAUUCAGAAACUUAUGCUGAACUAGACAAAUCUAUAAAAAACUCUAUAUCACAUCGGUAUAAGGCUUUGGUAAAAGUGAAAUCUUAUUUAUCAGAGCAUGGUGUAUAAAAAAUAACUGAUUUCUAAUAAAGCUUUCCAUUGUCAUUAUUUUUAUAGAUUCUGUGUAAUUUUGAUGAGGCCUUUGUGAACUUACAUUUGAGAACUAUUCUUCUAACACAAAGAUAUUAAUGAAUACUUCCACCUUUUCUCUACUUUUGGUUUAUUUUGCACUAUGGUUUCAACGGUCUAAUUGCUUGUUUUCUGUAAAGCUACACUUGCC
Molecule: messenger RNA, 916 nt
Organism: Heterobilharzia americana
Lineage: Eukaryota; Metazoa; Platyhelminthes; Trematoda; Strigeidida; Schistosomatidae
Source: the annotation of a GenBank genome assembly